This is a messenger RNA of Erigeron canadensis, 441 nucleotides long. RefSeq names its product transcriptional regulator TAC1-like. The transcript has a single exon. Bases 1 to 441 code for a protein of 146 amino acids. Lineage: Eukaryota; Viridiplantae; Streptophyta; Magnoliopsida; Asterales; Asteraceae. The record is from RefSeq and is a predicted model, not a curated record.
AUGGAACAAAAUCAUUCGAUCCCAAAAAGCUCCGACAAGGCAGCAACAUCGUCCACGAGCAACAACGUCGUCGAAGUAGAAGAGCAAAAUCCGAGUCAACCAAUAAGUAGAUCAUAUGAGUGUAACUUUUGCAAAAGAGGUUUUACUAAUGCACAAGCACUUGGAGGCCAUAUGAACAUCCACCGCAAACAUAAAGCUAAACUCAAAGAAUCACUAAUUAUUUCCUCGCCUACAAAUAAUGAUCAGGUUGUAAACAAACCGCUUCCACUUUUUGGAGACGGGUCAGCUGAUUCAAGAAAAACUCAUGAAGAAAAUGUAAGGAGAGAUGCAUCACCAUCUCCGCCGAAAGAGGUAGACCUCGAGCUCAGGUUAGGACAAGUUGUUCAAUCUCCGGAGAAUUAUAAUAUGAUUAAUUCUGCUGCUACAAGAACCUUUUUCUAA